Molecule: messenger RNA, 1101 nt
Organism: Microstroma glucosiphilum
Lineage: Eukaryota; Fungi; Basidiomycota; Exobasidiomycetes; Microstromatales; Microstromataceae
Exons: 2
Coding region: 1-774 (257 amino acids)
Source: RefSeq, a predicted model, not a curated record
AUGGUGGCGACGAUUGCACCACAACUCUUGGAGAUCCCACUCAUCCUCGCAUGCUUUGGUUUCUCGACUGCAUUGCUGGGAAUCAGUGGCGCUGACAUACGCGUGAACAGCAAUCUCGCAGACUUUGUCACACUAGAAGACAACAAUUGGCUCACCAUCCAGUUGGUCUUACUCAUCGUCAGUGCCUUGACCUUCUUCUUCUCUGCCGUCGGUCUGGUCCUCGCCGGUCGACAGUUUGGCGGUAGACGUGGAGAGUACACUGGCAAAGGAACCAGCGCUUGGAUCCUCAUGGGACUCAUCUUCCUCCUCCUCAGCGGUCUCCUUGCCGGAUCCGCGGGAGCAGUCACGGCAUUUGCCGUCACGCGGAAGCCGAGCUUCAGUGCUGGGUCUGCCUAUUCUGAGCCAUUCGACUUGUCUCAGCAGCUCUACCUGCGUCAGAUCAUUCAGGACCUCGUCAAGGGUGUGCCAGGCUCCCUCACCCUCAUGCAGUCAGGCGGAGCAACCUCCGUCGACUCGUCCUACCUGGGUAUCUGGGACGUCUCAACAUUGGCAGAGGCCAAUGACAACAUUGUGAGAUAUCUCAACGAGUCGACCAGGUGGAAGGCAGAAGUCAUCGUCACCUGGUUCACCCUCGGACCUGUGUUCCUCACAAUGGUCGUGCACUUUGCACUGCCAUUUGUCUGGAAGUGGCUGGGUCUGAUCCGAACCGAGAGCCCAAAGACGCGCAAAAAGUACUACUACGAGAACAAGCAGUACAGUUACAACAACGUCUGAGCUGGGUUUCGAAGUCCUUGGUAUUCAUCUCUCAACCCCUCGACGACGUAGCUGCUCUCUCUCUCACCUUCCGCAAUACCCACCAUAUCCUUCCCCUGCUUCCCGUACCUUGCAGAGCACCCACUGUACUUUUGUUGCCCGCUUUCUCCUCUGGUCCUUCACGGUCUCUGUCCGGUCGCUUUGGCUGCUUCUUGUAUGGAAAGUAAAGUGCUUCUCGCUCCUACGACCAAAUGUACAUCGCAUUGCUCAGACGCAUUCGCUCGCGCUGCCACUCUUUCGGACACGAUUGUGGUAUUGAAUUUCUGUGAUGGCGUGACCUAAAGGUCA